Ectocarpus sp. CCAP 1310/34 is the source of this 977-nucleotide messenger RNA. The record is from the annotation of a GenBank genome assembly. NCBI's taxonomy places the organism in Eukaryota, Phaeophyceae, Ectocarpales, Ectocarpaceae.
CACAGCGCCGACACCACUGUCACAUGUGCUCCACAAUGGCAAUGAUGUCGAGCUUCUCCCAAGCCCAGUUCAAAGUUGCCAGACGUCUGUUCCCGAGCCCGUUCUGCACGGCACUAGGAGCAGGAGGAGGGGGGGGGGGCUUCAUGAUCGCCAGCACAUCAAGCGAACUGCAGUUGCACGUGAUUGACAGGAUUCGAGGUUGCCUGUACGGGGAGGUGCUUCGAGCUAUGGAGGUUUCGCGCGGAGGUUUCUAUGCUAUCAAGCAAAUGAGCCUCGAGAGGAUAUCAAGCAUGGCUGGACGUCAUUCUUGUGAAGAUCCGCUGCACGAGGUUGCCAUUCUCCAGUUUUUGAAAGCUCAUGGAUCGCACCCGAACGUCAUCGAAGUUGUCGAGGUGCUCCGAGACGAAGAGUACAUCUAUGUCGUCCUGCCGUUCUGCGACGGGGGGGAGCUGUAUAGCCGAGUGUCCCACCCUAGCACAGGGCUAGGGCCGGCCGCCAGCACCGGGUUGAACGAGGACGUCGCGCGGCCGAUUAUUCGUGGCCUGCUUGCCGGCAUGGCCUUCUUGCACGGGCACCAGAUAUGCCACAGGGACGUGAGCCUCGAGAACAUCGUCCUGACCGUGUCCGGUGAGGUCAAGAUCAUCGACUUCGGCUUGGCGCUCAGGUCCGGACAGCACCGGCCGCAAGGCCGCACGGCCCAAUUCGACGGUGACAACCAGCUCGACGUGCGCAGCAUCUCGCCUACGGGGCAUUUCGGGAAGAAGAACUACACGAUGAACGAGGAGGACUACAAUGGGUUCGCUGUGGACGUCUGGGCUCUGGGGGUCGUCAUAUUUAUCACGCUCGCAGGGAUCCCUCCCUUCCACAUCCCGAUCCCCGCACGGGACCACCGCUGCCACACCAUCGCCGUCGAGCGCGGCUUGUUGGAGGUCGUCAGGCGGUGGGGGCUAACAAUGUCCGACGAGGUGGGCGUGUAG